Chroicocephalus ridibundus (black-headed gull) is the source of this 5309-nucleotide messenger RNA. It is a transcript of the gene ATP2B2, whose product is annotated as ATPase plasma membrane Ca2+ transporting 2. Gene Ontology annotation, cellular component: postsynaptic density membrane; intracellular membrane-bounded organelle; plasma membrane. Gene Ontology annotation, biological process: calcium ion transmembrane transport; regulation of cytosolic calcium ion concentration. The transcript is spliced from 22 exons. Gene Ontology annotation, molecular function: ATP binding; P-type calcium transporter activity; ATP hydrolysis activity. Lineage: Eukaryota; Metazoa; Chordata; Aves; Charadriiformes; Laridae. The coding region runs from base 579 to 4310 and encodes 1243 amino acids. The record is from RefSeq and is a predicted model, not a curated record.
GUUUGCCAUCUUCCGCUGCUGUCGCCAUCCCGAGGGAAGCAUUAAAAAUCCCAAACAACAAACACGGUGGUUGAGCCCGUUCCUCCCUCCCGAGGCGGAUUCCGUGUGCCCGCGGCGGGGCCGGGCCGGGCCGGGCGCCGCGCUGCCCCCCCCGCCCCGCUCCCGUCCCCCCCCGCCCGUGUCGGUGGUACAGUCUGCAGAGGGACCGCGCCGCCGGCCCCGCAGCUGCCACAGCGCCAGCGCUCCGCCGCCACCGGCAGCCUUCGGGGGAUUCGCCGGGAUGUCUUAGCCAAGUGCAGAGGAAGAAAUGACCAUGUAGAGUCUACAGCUUGGGUGCACAUAAUGGGAAGUGGUGAAUGGAGCGGAGCUGGUCUGCAGCCUUGAGAGCAGCCGUUCUGCGGACCACUGGGCAGCCAGGGACACCUUGCGCGCCGGAGGCGUUCUCCACCUCGCUCGCCGGGCACACGCGGGAUUCUUUUUAAUUUCUGAGGUUGGAAUUCAAGAUUCCUUUCCUUCAAUUUUUAAACAGUUUUAAGAUUGUAUCCACUACAACAAGCGGAGCAAUAUAAUCAGCAACAAUGGGUGACAUGACAAAUAGCGAUUUUUAUUCCAAGAACCAAAGAAAUGAGGCCAACCAUGCAGGAGAGUUUGGGUGCACACUGCAAGAACUGCGCUCCCUCAUGGAACUUCGAGGAACAGAAGCGGUAGUAAAAAUCAAAGAGACAUAUGGGGAAACAGAGGGGCUCUGCAGGCAUCUGAAGACAUCACCAACAGAAGGAUUAGCUGGCACUGCUGCAGACCUAGAAAAGAGAAAGCUUAUUUUUGGAAAAAAUUUUAUACCUCCAAAGAAGCCAAAAACAUUCUUACAGCUAGUCUGGGAAGCGUUGCAGGAUGUGACUCUUAUAAUCUUGGAAAUUGCAGCCAUCAUAUCUUUGGGGCUUUCGUUUUAUCAGCCACCUGGAGAAGGGAAUGAAGGGUGUGGUACUGCGACAGGCGGAGCUGAAGACGAGGGUGAGGCUGAAGCUGGCUGGAUCGAAGGUGCUGCCAUCCUACUCUCCGUUAUCUGUGUCGUACUCGUCACUGCCUUCAAUGACUGGAGCAAGGAGAAGCAGUUCCGCGGGCUUCAAAGUCGUAUUGAGCAGGAACAGAAAUUUACCGUUGUCCGAGGUGGGCAGGUUAUCCAAAUCCCAGUGGCAGAGAUAGUAGUUGGUGACAUUGCACAGGUGAAAUAUGGUGAUCUUCUACCUGCCGAUGGGAUAUUUAUUCAAGGAAACGAUCUUAAAAUUGAUGAAAGCUCUUUGACUGGAGAGUCAGACCAAGUCCGCAAGUCUGUUGACAAAGACCCGAUGCUACUGUCAGGUACUCAUGUCAUGGAAGGCUCUGGACGAAUGCUUGUAACUGCCGUGGGUGUGAAUUCUCAGACAGGCAUCAUCUUUACUCUGCUAGGCGCUGGAGGAGAAGAAGAAGAAAAGAAAGAUAAGAAAGGCAAAAUGCAGGAUGGGAAUAUGGAGAACAGCCAGAACAAAGCCAAGCAGCAGGAUGGGGCUGCUGCCAUGGAGAUGCAGCCACUGAAGAGUGCGGAAGGGGGAGAGGGAGAUGACAAAGACAAGAAGAAAUCCAACAUGCACAAGAAAGAAAAAUCCGUUCUUCAGGGAAAGCUGACCAAGCUGGCCGUCCAGAUAGGCAAAGCAGGUUUGGUGAUGUCUGCCAUCACCGUAAUCAUUUUGGUACUGUAUUUUGCCAUUGACACGUUUGUGGUCAACAAGAAACAGUGGCUGCCCGAGUGCACUCCCGUCUACGUUCAGUAUUUCGUUAAAUUCUUCAUUAUUGGUGUUACUGUGCUUGUGGUCGCUGUUCCUGAGGGACUUCCACUUGCUGUCACUAUUUCUCUGGCUUAUUCUGUAAAGAAAAUGAUGAAGGAUAACAAUCUGGUCCGCCACUUAGACGCUUGUGAAACUAUGGGUAACGCCACAGCCAUCUGCUCCGACAAAACAGGGACCCUGACGACCAACCGGAUGACGGUGGUCCAGGCCUACGUUGGUGAUGUCCACUACAAAGAGAUCCCUGACCCUGAUUCUGUACCCGCCAAAACCCUUGAUUUGCUGGUUAAUGCAAUUGCUAUCAACAGUGCUUAUACUACAAAAAUUCUGCCACCAGAGAAGGAGGGUGGCCUGCCUCGCCAGGUGGGCAAUAAGACGGAGUGUGGCCUCUUGGGAUUUGUCCUGGAUUUGAAGCAGGAUUAUGAGCCUGUUCGGAACCUCAUCCCUGAGGAGAAACUCUAUAAAGUUUACACGUUCAACUCUGUCAGAAAGUCAAUGAGUACUGUCAUUAAAAUGCCAGACGGUAGCUUCCGAAUGUACAGCAAAGGAGCUUCUGAAAUUGUUCUGAAGAAAUGUUCCAGGAUCCUUAAUGCAGCUGGUGAACCUCGCAUCUUCAGACCACGUGACCGAGACGAAAUGGUGAAGAAAGUGAUUGAACCUAUGGCCUGCGAUGGGCUGAGAACGAUCUGUGUUGCUUUCCGAGACUUCAGCAGCAGCCCGGAGCCUGACUGGGACAACGAAAACGACAUAUUGUCUGACCUGACUUGCAUCUGUGUUGUUGGCAUUGAAGACCCAGUAAGGCCAGAGGUCCCAGAAGCCAUAAGGAAGUGCCAGCGAGCUGGAAUUACAGUCCGCAUGGUCACUGGAGACAACAUCAACACAGCACGUGCCAUUGCCAUAAAAUGUGGAAUCAUUCAUCCGGGAGAAGACUUUCUCUGCCUUGAAGGGAAAGAGUUUAACAGAAGGAUCCGAAAUGAGAAGGGAGAGAUUGAGCAAGAGCGGAUUGACAAAAUCUGGCCAAAGCUUCGAGUGCUUGCUCGCUCAUCUCCCACAGACAAGCACACUUUGGUGAAAGGUAUUAUUGACAGCACCCAGGUGGAGCAGAGGCAGGUUGUAGCUGUGACUGGUGAUGGAACCAACGAUGGACCAGCACUUAAGAAAGCUGAUGUUGGCUUUGCAAUGGGUAUCGCUGGGACAGAUGUUGCGAAGGAAGCCUCAGACAUCAUCCUAACAGAUGACAAUUUCAGUAGCAUUGUGAAGGCUGUAAUGUGGGGACGUAACGUCUACGACAGUAUCUCCAAGUUCCUGCAGUUCCAGCUCACCGUUAACAUUGUGGCCGUGAUUGUGGCUUUCACUGGAGCCUGCAUUACCCAGGACUCUCCUCUGAAAGCCGUGCAGAUGUUGUGGGUCAAUCUAAUUAUGGACACCUUUGCCUCACUUGCUUUGGCCACCGAACCUCCAACAGAGGCUCUAUUGCUAAGAAAGCCAUAUGGCAGGAACAAACCUCUUAUAUCCCGUACCAUGAUGAAGAACAUUCUGGGCCAUGCUGUUUAUCAGCUUACUCUCAUAUUUACGCUUCUUUUUGUCGGUGAGAAAAUGUUUAAGAUUGACAGUGGGAGGAAUGCACCGCUUCACUCUCCUCCUUCAGAGCAUUACACCAUUAUCUUCAACACCUUUGUCAUGAUGCAGCUUUUCAAUGAAAUCAACGCACGGAAAAUCCAUGGGGAAAGAAAUGUCUUUGAUGGCAUCUUCAGAAAUCCUAUUUUUUGCACUAUUGUACUGGGUACAUUUGCUAUUCAGAUAGUAAUUGUCCAGUUUGGAGGAAAACCAUUUAGCUGUUCUCCCCUGCAGCUUGACCAGUGGAUGUGGUGUGUAUUUAUUGGAUUAGGAGAACUUGUAUGGGGUCAGGUCAUUGCAACCAUCCCAACAAGUAGGCUAAAGUUUUUAAAGGAGGCAGGGAGGCUCACUGAGAAGGAGGAGGUCCCUGAAGAAGAACUCAAUGAAGAUGUGGAAGAAAUUGAUCAUGCAGAGAGAGAACUUCGACGUGGACAAAUUCUCUGGUUCAGAGGGCUCAACAGAAUCCAAACCCAGAUCGAAGUAGUCAAUACUUUCAAGAGUGGCACUUCCUUUCAGGGGGCUCUAAGGAGACAGUCCUCCGUCACAAGCCAGACCCAGGAUAUCCGCGUCGUGAAGGCAUUCCGUAGCUCUCUCUAUGAAGGUUUAGAAAAACCAGAAUCUAGAACCUCUAUUCACAACUUUAUGACUCAUCCUGAAUUUAGGAUAGAAGAUUCCCAGCCCCACAUCCCACUCAUUGAUGACACAGACCUAGAAGAAGACCCUGCUCUCAAGAAAAACUCAAGUCCACCGUCUUCGCUGAACAAGAACAACAGUGCUAUCGACAGUGGAAUAAAUCUUACAACUGAUACAAGUAAAUCAGCUACCUCUUCUAGUCCAGGAAGCCCAAUACAUAGCCUGGAGACAUCACUUUAGCUGAAAAGGUCACUGCAAAAAAAAAAAAAUUAAAAAAAAAUAAAAAAACCCACAGCAACCGAAUUAUAUAAAUAUAUAUAUUAAAAACAUUGCUGGCUGAAAAGCUGUUUGAACUCUUAUUCACUCUGAGACAAGUGAAUGAAUUGUUGAUCACAAUGGUUUUGGGGAAAGAAUGAAUGGCUGAUUUACAUACCCCUCCCCCUUGUUCCCUUUCAGAAAAACAAAAACACAAAAAAAAUCCUCCUGCAUGAAUGUACUGUACACUUCUGGCCCUUCUUUCUCUCUUUUUCUUUCUUUUUAUUUCCUUUUUUUUUUUUUAACUCCUUAAGCAGGAACUGCAGAGGACUUCUUUCUGAGGCUAUUUAUCCAAUUCACUGGUCUGUGAGUUUUUUGAAAUGCUUGUGUGGCAUGGACUCAAUUGUAUAGAUUAAUUUAAAUAACUUUUUUGAAGUUGCAAAGCUUAACUUGCACAGUAGAUUUGCACCAGUUGGACAGAGGAACUUAAACAUUUAUGAGACUAUAUAUAGAGAUAUAUACAUAUAAGUAUAUACAUAAUUAAUUAUAUAUAUGUAUAUAUCUAUCUCUAUAUAUAUAGUUAUAUAUAUAUAAAGUUUCUUUGUUGGCAUGUUGCCUUGUUUCUGCUCAAAUUGCUCUGACUAUUUUAACUUAUUUAUGUCCUAAAAAAGAAUGUAAUUUGUUUACAAACCUGUAGAUAAUAUCCUUAACUAUUUGUAGGGUUAAGAAAGCACUUCCUGCCGAAGUAGUAUAAAAAUGGCUCAGCUCAGCUCAUUGAAAACGUCUGUAAUAUCGCACCCUGGAUAUUUUAUUACAACCGUGUUCUGAUUUCUGCCUGAUUAUUUUUUUUUUUGUUAAAUAAUGUAGAUACUGCUAGUAAAUAACAAAAGAAGCCAAAAUAUAACACAUUGGAUGUAGCAUUGUGAUCCUAUAUACAGGGAGGUAAAACAGGCUUCCUUUGUUUCAAAUAAAAAUCAAAAUGAU